This is a messenger RNA of Ylistrum balloti, 795 nucleotides long. RefSeq lists its product as uncharacterized. Bases 1 to 795 code for a protein of 264 amino acids. The record is from RefSeq and is a predicted model, not a curated record. NCBI's taxonomy places the organism in Eukaryota, Metazoa, Mollusca, Bivalvia, Pectinida, Pectinidae. The transcript is spliced from 2 exons.
AUGCAUGUUAAAGACGAGUUACAUGACCAAUUACUGAAGACCUAUCGUGGCGGGUAUCUACUAAUUCUACCAGAUAAACAGCUGCUGAUAUUCGUGUGGUAUUGUGCAGAUCAGGAUAGCCAAAGGGAAAUAGCGGUGCUGUUUGGAAUCGAAAGUUUCAAAGUCAUGUCGGGAAUUGGUAACAUUGUGGGUGCGCUAGACGGUACAUAUCUUCCCAUAGUAAAUUGCCCAGGAGGCGACAACGAUUAUAUCAAUCGCAAAGAGUUUCCAUCUGUACAGCUGCAGCUGAUAGUGGAUGACAGAUUACUGAUAAACAAUGCAUACGUUGGUAGGCCAGGGUCAACCCAUGAUGCUAGGGUCCUUCGCAAUUCGUCGUUUUAUGGAGAGGCUGAAGCUGGCAGGAAUGUUACUGCAGGACAACUAGUGAUUGGUGAUUGUGCUUACCCUCUUGGUAACUGGCUGUUUACACCUGACAGAGACACUGGUCACUUAACACCCUCACAGAAGAAAUUCAACAAAGCAUUGUCUUCAGCAAGACAGUGUGUUGAAAUUGCUAAUGCACAUUUGAAAGGACGGUUUCGUAGGCUACAGAAAGUGUACUGCAAAGAGGUUGAAGAUAUAUGCAAACUCACAAUGUCCUGCUGUGUUCUACACAAUCUGUGUAUUAUUUGUGCAGAUGAAAUCGAUGAUUUUAUUUAUAUAAACUUUGUGCAAAAUGUCAGCAAUUACAUGAACAUUUUUCAAAACCUGCAAAAUGGUGAAAAUGACAGAGCCCAGAUAACUGCUGAUUUGUAA